UCAACAUCAUCAGUCAGCCCACAGUGCUACAGUGGAAAAGUACAGCGAAGGCAUACCGAGCAGUUCGCCCAUCCUUUCUAGUUUUCAAAAUGUUCAAGCUAUCCUUUGCUUUGUUGGCCCUUCUGGGAGCUACACUAGCCUACGAGCAUCACGGAUUCGUCAGCGAAGUCAAGCACAUCCCGUACAAGUACUUUGGCGGUGGCGGUAUCGGCGGCGGACAGGGAGGAUUUGAGGGUGGCAUCGGAGGCGGCAUUGGAGGUGGUAUCGGCGGAGGACUCGAGGGUGGCUACGAGGGCAAGGACUACUAUGCCUACCCGAAGUACAAGUUCGAGUACGGAGUUAAGGACUACCACACCGGUGAUCACAAGAGCCAGUGGGAAGUCCGGGACGGUGAUGUCGUGAAGGGAGAGUACACUCUGGAUGAGCCGGACGGUUCCACCCGUAUCGUGAAGUACCACGCCGAUAGCAAGAACGGAUUCGAGGCCAUCGUCAAGAACAUCGGCAAAGGAGGUCUGCAGCAGGAGGGUGGCUCGAUCGGUGGUGGACAGGGAGGAUUCGGCGGUGGUUAUGGAGGAUACGGCUACAGCUACAGCAAGCUGAAGAAGUUCAACUAAAUCUACUAUCUUGAUGAACUGUCCACGAAGUAUUAACGGAAUAAUGGAUGUACAGAAAUUGAAUGUAAACAAACAGCAAAUGAAAUAAUACAGUUUCUAUGAAAUUGAAA
Molecule: messenger RNA, 724 nt
Organism: Anopheles stephensi (Asian malaria mosquito)
Lineage: Eukaryota; Metazoa; Arthropoda; Insecta; Diptera; Culicidae
Product: cuticle protein 19-like
Exons: 2
Coding region: 90-614 (174 amino acids)
Cellular component (GO): extracellular matrix
Source: RefSeq, a predicted model, not a curated record